Castor canadensis (American beaver) is the source of this 4118-nucleotide messenger RNA. The record is from RefSeq and is a predicted model, not a curated record. Lineage: Eukaryota; Metazoa; Chordata; Mammalia; Rodentia; Castoridae.
UCUCCUCUCCCACAGUGGGCAAGCCCUACAAGUGCAACUACUGCGGCCGGAGCUACAAACAGCAGAGUACCCUGGAGGAGCAUAAGGAGCGGUGUCACAACUACCUACAGAGUCUCAGCACUGAAGCCCAAGCUUUGGCUGGCCAACCAGGUGAUGAAAUACGUGACCUAGACAUGGUGCCAGACUCCAUGCUGCACUCAUCAUCCGAGCGGCCAACUUUCAUUGAUCGUCUGGCCAACAGCCUCACCAAACGCAAGCGUUCCACCCCACAGAAAUUUGUAGGUGAAAAGCAGAUGCGCUUCAGCCUUUCAGACCUCCCCUACGAUGUGAACUCGGGUGGAUAUGAAAAGGAUGUGGAGCUGGUGGCACACCACGGCCUGGAGCCUGGCUUUGGAGGUUCUCUGGCCUUUGUGGGUACAGAGCAUCUGCGUCCCCUACGCCUUCCACCCACCAACUGCAUCUCAGAACUCACACCUGUCAUCAGUUCUGUCUACACCCAGAUGCAGCCCCUGCCUGGUCGAUUGGAGCUUCCAGGGUCCCGAGAAGCAGGUGAGGGACCUGAGGACCUGGGCGAUGGAGGUCCCCUUCUUUACCGGGCCCGAGGUCCUCUGACUGACCCUGGGGCAUCUCCCAGCAAUGGCUGCCAGGACUCCACAGACACAGAGAGCAACCAUGAAGAUCGGAUUGGGGGGGUGGUAUCCCUCCCUCAGGGUCCCCCACCCCAGCCACCUCCCACAAUAGUGGUGGGCCGGCACAGUCCUGCCUAUGCCAAAGAGGACCCCAAGCCACAAGAGGGGUUAUUGCGGGGCACUCCAGGCCCCUCCAAGGAAGUGCUUCGGGUGGUGGGUGAGAGUGGUGAGCCCGUGAAAGCCUUCAAGUGUGAACACUGCCGCAUCCUCUUCCUGGACCACGUCAUGUUCACCAUUCACAUGGGCUGCCAUGGCUUCAGAGACCCUUUUGAAUGCAACAUCUGUGGUUACCACAGCCAGGAUCGGUACGAAUUCUCUUCCCACAUUGUUCGGGGGGAACAUAAAGUGGGCUAGUGACCUCUAUCCCUGCCACUGCUCCACCUACAGGUGUCUAGCUCUAUCCCCACCACAUCCCAAGGAGUUUUUUGUUAUAGCCCUCACCACUGGCCGCCUGAAUUGACAUCUGACCCUGACCCUCCUCACCUGUUUUCCUAUACCCUGGUCUUUUUAAGCAUUGUGACAAAACAGGUCUUUUGCUUAUGUUUCUCCUUUUUCUAAACUUCUCCUCUCAUCCCACCAUAUUCACUGAAUUAUUUAUUAAUGAUUUUUUUCUUUUGCCUUUUUUCACUUAUGACAGUCUCUUGCCACUCCCUUAUCCUCCUGCCCAUAGCUCCCGUCUACUCAAGCUUAAUUUUUUUCUUAUGGAUCCAGCAUCCUCCAAUAGCCCCAGGGGUCUGAAGCUCCUCUUCACACUGAGAGAUCUUGAGCUUCUUGCUUUAAUAUUCACCCUUUAGUUUAUCUGACUCUUCAGUUCUGAUGCUGAUACCUCCUAAUGGCCCUACCUUAGCUCUGUGGCAUUAUAUCUCCUCUUUGGGACCCUUCAACCUGGUACUUCAUACCUCUCGUGCCCUCUCACUUUAGGCAGCUUGCACUAUUUUUGAGUGAAUGAAGAAGUUCCUCAUUUGGAAGCAGAAGAGGCUGAAGAAACUCUGCCCAGGCACUGUGGACUUAGGGUCCUCUUGAUUUCCCCCUGGGAAGAUGAGUUCCCCAAAGCCUACAUUCAGGAUCUCCCUCCGGGAUAUAAUAUAGCUCUUCCCUCUCCCCAACCUGCCCCUCAACGCCACUCUACUUUCUUCAACCUGCCGCUUACUCAGUGGUGGCUUUUCUGUCCUUGGAGGGCCCCAAUUUUAUAUACUAUUCUCUAGGGCCAAGGCAAGGUCUGCAACCCUCUUAUCUCCAACACACUAGGAACCACAGGUGCCUAGUUGGAAACCAGGGCAUGGGAAGGGGGUGGGCCAAAAUCUCUCUCCUCCACCUCUCAAAUUUCUUCACUCUAGUGACCUUCCUAGGCUCUCAGGGACUCCUUUAGUCCCCCUCCUAUGAGAAACUGGUGGACUGCUGUCCAACAACCAGGCUUCUCAACUCCUCAGUCAUGCUGCCUUCUUCUUCUCCCUUCCAGCAGGAUUCAUUCACUCUCUCAUUCCCAGGCUCCUGGGCCCUGUUAUCAUCAGUGGCAGGGAGGAAAGGGUGUCUCUUUUCUCUUUUCUAAUUUCCAGUAUAACCAAAAAUUGUCCCAGGAUGAGCAAUUACAUGUGCCCCUUGCCCAUUCCACCCUUGUUCUAGCAAGAAUAGGAUGGGUACAACUAACUGGGGGUCAUCCUUCACUGCCCUUCCACACUCAGCUCCCAGACACAGGGCAAGAGGGGCACUCUUCUCUAGCGGCUGCAGAGACCUCUGGCUAUUUGGAUAACCGAGGAUUCAUGAGAAGGGGCAGGAGGAGGUACAGUUCCACUGAAAGUGGAGGUAUCUUUCUACAAAGAAUCCCCUGCCCAUGGCCACAGCCAUCACACUCUCUGCUUCCUUGAGAUUCAAACCAAAGGCUGUUUUUCUAUGUUUAAAAAAAAAUAAAAAGAAAAAAAAGAAAGUAGAAACCAAACACAACACCUCACAAGUUGUAACUCUCGGUCCUCUCUCUCCUUUUCCUUUCCCUUCCAUCUUUCUUUCCACAUUUCCUUUCCUAUUGGCUCUUUUGCCUCUUCUGCAUUUCUCACUCCCUAUCAGGGAUAUUUGGGGGGGGGAUGGUAAAGGGUGGGCUAAGGAUCAGACCCUGGAAUUGGGGCUCUUAAGGGUUCUGGGAAGAGUCUACCUAACCCUACCAUGGGAAGGGAAAAAAAUUUUUCCUCUUAUUCCUUCUUUUCCUCCCACAUUAUGUGUUUUCCCCAAGAGAACCAGAUUGGCAGGCAGAGGCCCUGUGGGGCAAUUCUUCCUCCUUGACAAUGUAGCAAUAAACAGGUGCUGCCAAGAGCAGAGGAUGGGGUGUCAGCUCCGAGAGAAUGAUCUCUAGAGGAGGGAAGGGUCUUCUCAACAGCACCCUUGGUACGAGCUCCUUCUUCAGGAUGGUAGCAGAGCUGAGGUUAGUAUCUGGGUUUCUCCUGAACUAUUCUGGUUAUUAACUCCCUUCCCAUUAAACCUGCCCCCCACCUCUUCUGUGACUGCUGUGUAUUUGGGGAUACCUCAUAAGGACUAGUCCCUUUUGGGAUAAUAGAACCUUAGGGUGUCCCCAUCCCCUCUUCUAGUCAGCCUUAGCACCUGUAACCUCCAGGAACAUGAAGGACUAUGCUCUGAGGCUAUACUCUGUGCCCAUGAGAGCAGAGACUGGAAGGGCAAGACCAGGUGCUAGGGAGGGGAGAGAGGGACGUCCUGUCUCUCUCCAGACCAUCACUGCACUUUAACCAGGGUCUUAGGUACAAAAUUCUACUUUUCAGAGCCUUCCAGCUCUAGAACCUCAAACAUCCUCAUGCUCUCUCCCAGCUCCUUUUGCAUAAAAAAGAAAAAGAAAAAGAAAAAAAAAAAAAAACCAAACCACCACACACUGAAACCCACAUGGAGAAAAGAGGUGUUUCCUUUUAUAUUGCUAUUCAAAAUCAACACCACAAAAAAAUUUCUAAAUAGACACUUUUCCACACCUUUGUUUUUUGUGUCAGUGUCCAAGCUGCAGGUAGAAUUUUGUAAUACUUCUGGCAGCUUCUUUCCUUGUGUACAUAAUAUAUGUAUAUACAUAUAUAUUUUUUUUAAUCAGAAAUUAUGAAGAACAAAAAGAAAAAAUAAAAUACAGAAGCAAGUGCAAUACCACCUCUCUUCUCCCUCUCUACCAGGGUUUCUUCCUCUGUAGUCUGUUUGGUGUCUUUUCACCCUUGCCCCUUCACCUCUUCCUUUCUUCCUCUGGUUUCUCCUUGUCCCCUCCUCUCUUUUUUAAAGAGUUUUUCUCCUUUCUCAAGGGGAGUCAAACUAGCUUUUGAGACUUAUUGCAAAGCAUUUUGUAUAUGUAAUAUAUUGUAAGUAAGUAUUUGUGUAAUGGAGAUAUACUACUGUAAGUUUUGUACUGUACUGGCUGAAGGUCUGUUAUAAAUAAAUGAGUAAUUUAACACC